UUAAACAUAAGCAUGCCGACACGAAUUUGUCUCUUGGCACUAAUUGGUUUGCCUGCUAGUGGCAAAACGAUGUUCAGUAAAUGGCUUUUCGAAUUACCACAAACAGCUUUCAAUGUCAUACACAUUUGUUAUGAUGACCAUUUUCCACAGCCAACAAAUGAAACCUCAUCGGAGACCAAAUUUGAAUUUAAAAAAGAGCGUACCCAAAUUUUUUCAAUUAUAAGGGAACUUAUUGAUGCAUUAAAAAACACCAACAGAUUCCCAAACCAUCUUAACACAACAGUGAAAUCAUCUCUACAUGCUGACUGCUAUGACUUUUUGAUCAUUUGUGAUGACAAUAAUUACUAUCGUAGUAUGCGAUAUAAAUUGUAUCAGUUAUGCAAGCAAACAGAGUGUGCUUAUGCGCAAAUUUAUUUCGAAGGCCACUUGGAAAUGGCGUUGCAACGAAAUAGUGAACGCCCUGCUGUGGAGCGAGUGUCCCAAAAAACCAUUCAACAAAUGGCAAAGCGACUGGAGGCACCAGAUUCUGCAACGCAAAGGUGGGAAUCAAACACCGUUAUUUUGAAUGAAUACACGUACAAAGAUUGUAGCGCAAUGAAAAUUAAAAUUUUGGAAUUUCUUGGUAAAACGUUUAAAAAUACGCUACGCCCAUCUCCGGUACAAGAGAAAGCAAAAAAUGUGCAGUCACUCGUGCAUCAGCUUGAUCUGCUAUUGCGACGACGAGUUGCUGAAAUACUGCACACGGAGCAUGCUAAUACAUUAGAGAGACAAGAAAGGGCUAGGAAUUUAAAUACUAAACGCAAGGACAUUCUGCAAAACUUUAAAACAAUAGCCGAAGAGGGAAUGAGUGUCGAUGAGUUGAAUGAAUAUGCCAAUUUGCUUCAUUAAUAUGUAUAUGUAUAUUUAUUUACAUAUGUAAUUAUAAGAGACAUGUAGUUAUGUAAUAUCUUUACCCAAAUUAUAAACAUUAAUUGAUUUAACUGCGAAUACAAAACGCUCAAAACUUA
Molecule: messenger RNA, 1007 nt
Organism: Anastrepha obliqua
Lineage: Eukaryota; Metazoa; Arthropoda; Insecta; Diptera; Tephritidae
Gene: Pstk
Product: L-seryl-tRNA(Sec) kinase
Exons: 1
Coding region: 13-888 (291 amino acids)
Molecular function (GO): tRNA binding; kinase activity
Source: RefSeq, a predicted model, not a curated record